ACGACAUCAACAUAACGUUUUUUUCGCCAGCGCGGCUGUCGCUGCCUGCUAAAGAGUAGAUUCGCUGAGGUUCACCCUCACCCGGAGGGAGAAAAGACUACCCCCUAGUGCCGUCUAGUGUGUUGUCUGAUCCUCGAAGGCUUCUCACAUUUGGUUCUGGUGCAGAGUACGGGUUAAGUGCAUUGGAAACCGUCGGGGAGCUGCAGCCACCGCCGCCGCCGCCGCUGCUAUCGCAGUACAGUGUGAUUGUGUUAAAUAGCCGCCGGCUUACGCGCGAUCAUCCGUCGUGUGUUCCGACGGGGAGACUUAAACGGGCGAAGUGUUCUAAUCGAAGAUAAUCCUCAUCGUGUGCUGAAGUGUUUAAUGUAUGUUUUUUUGUUCCAUUGCUAGACAAACACUGUGUUUGGAGGGGAGUAGACCAGUAGCCGCUUUCCGAAGGGUGUUGUUUGAAACAUUCGCCGUUUUUUUUGCUCGAGCACAGGAAAAGAUUGCUAUCGUUGUGAUAAUAGCAACAAAAAAUAGCAUCGUGGCGAGAUUGUGAUCGUGAAGAAGCAAAAACCCAAAUCCAAAGGAUCAGUCAAUUGCACCGAAGCAAAACAGUUUAGUGAAAGAGGCGCAACGGAGCAACAGCAGCUCAGAGUAACGAAACAGAAAAAAAACGUAGAUCAUUAAUUAAUUUUACUCUGUCGAGUGGAAAAUUAUAUGUAAAUUUCUUCUUGUGGGGUGUUUGUGUGGGCCAGAAGAAACAAAAAAAAAUCUCCCCAACGCAAGCCCCGUGGGGGAGAAAAGAGUUCCAGCUAGUGUUUGGGUAAACAUACAUACAUUCGGAUGGAUGGUGAAAAGUUUGAUGGAAGAGAUAACACGUCGCUGCUGCUGAUGCUACUACUGCUGAGCCGGAUGAUGGUGAAAAUAUGCCAUCGGGAAAAACCCCGCCAUUAGUUAGAGCCCUCGCUGCCACCGACCAGCAACGAGAUAGAUCGAAGUAGGUGAAAAAUUCCACCCCGCCGAACAAGGACGGUGGCGACCUCCGAUACAAUCACACAUGCUGCGACUUGAAAUGAAAACAGAAAAAAAAUUGCACCGUGUUUGAAAAGUGUUGGUGCGCGUGUCUGUUGUAGGCUGUGUGGACGGGAAACGAAAAAUUUUCAGAAUUUUGAAGAGGUGAAAACGGAAACAAGUGAGACAAAAUUCGAGUGAUUAUCUGAUGCUGCUAGACCCGGGUCUAAAUCGCGAGAGCUAGAGAGCAGACGAAGAAAACGAAGUGGAAAAAAAAAGUUCGCUAAGCGUGGCUUCAGUUUUUUUUUUUGCUUCGCUCCCCCUAGUGAUGUUGGUUUUGAGUCACACUGUGCCGGGCAGAAAAUAAGGAAGCAACACAAAAAAAGAGCAAUCUAUUUACAGUUAACCCACAAGAAAAGAAAUAUUUUACCGGUUAAAAAAGGUGGCAUUUGACAAGUGAGUGAAGUUAUUUAGAAUAUGUGUGUGCGCGCAUCGCGGAUGGAUUAAACUAAGGAAGAAAGAAAGAAGGUAGACGAAAAGAGAGUGAACCAUAAAACAUCGCACAGGAUUAACAUUUGACAUUUCAUCAAACGAAGCAAAAGUUAAACGCGUCCGCGCCGCUUGCUUCGAUUGUUGUGCCGCCCCAAAACGUUUGGAAGUGUCCUAAGGCAGCGUGGAAUAUUUGGACUGUGUGACUUCUGAUCUGCCAACAUCAGCGGCGCUACCCGCAACUGUCUAAUCAGACGCGUGACAACGAAACUGACAACUUCUGAUCUCAUCGGCUCUAAUUUGUUGGAAUAACUGCACAACCGGAUGAUCGGCGAUCAUCGGACCCAGUGAGCAGGACGGACGAUCUCGAUUUGACACGACAAAAAAUGCAUCGCUGCCCUUCGACUGCCAGAAAAAUCGAUCCUGCUUCUUCCUCGCAUCAUCCAACCGACGCCGUUAAUUUCGAUAGCUUCAAAUCGGGGCGGCAUGCGAAAAUACCCGACUCAAUUUAAAAACGUUUAAAUUUUACCAAUCUCAAUCCGUUCCUGCUCAUCGCCCGAGAAGGCAUGGAACGGAGCGAGUUCGUUUAGUUGUUUCGUCGGGGAUUUGGGGCUCGGUUAGCCUUUACUUAAUUCCUUUUGCGAAGCAAUCAAAGUGCAAUCGGACAUAUUUAUGUUGGAAAUCAUCUCGAAUGGCAUAAUGACUUCAUCGGGCAUGGACAUAAGUGAAACGUUUCGGCCUGAAGAUCUGGGAAAGACGGAUUUUUUCGACUAUGUAACCACCGGUACGGCAGCAGAAAUGACCAUCAGUGGACCGGGUAGCAGCACUGUGGGGAACGGUGGCAGUACAUCCAGCAGCGGGAACGGCGCCGCGACGGUGGCAAUCGAUCGACCCCCUGGGAUCCGACCCGGGAACGGUGAUGCAGGAGGCGGGCCCAGUACGGUCAGCAAUCGAAACGGUCCGGAAGCCAUUAAUGGAAGUGCAUCGAGUCAGGCGGCCGGUGGACAGACGUCGGCAAGCGGGAGCAACGGAACUGGUUCCACCACCACUACCAGCAGCAACAGCAGCAGCAAUAACAAUAAUCAGCCGCUGCAAGGAUUCGACCAGUUCUGGGGACCCGACAAAGACACCAACCGGCUCGAUCAGACGAUGUUCGAUGACAUCAACCGGUACUGCUGGAUUCAACAGCAAAAUAAUGGAGCCGGUCAACCAUCCGGAACUAGUUCCGUUGGCAAUGCGGUAACGGACACCGAUGAACAGAUCUACACCCUGACAGUAUUAAACGGUACCCCGGAACCGUGGGUCCUGCGGAAGGACCCAAAUGCUUCGGAACCACCUCCUCCUGCGUCGAACCUCGAUCUCGAUACCAUACUCGGAGGCUUUCCCGGGUACGUCAAGACCGAGUGCUUCUCCUACGAUGACAGUGGUUUCGGCACCGAUCAUCAUGGUAAAGAAGAUCCUCAGCAUCAGCAGCAGCAACAACAGCAACAUCAUCUGCUAAGCCAACAGCAGCAGCAGCAGCACCUUCAUCAGCAAGUACAACAAAUACCAGUGACAUCUACAAACAUCGUGCUAUCCAACAGUCUGAUGGAUCCGAACAGUGUGAUAGCGUACCAGAACAACAACAACGACUGGCAAAUGUCGGAUCACAAUGUGAUAGAGCAUGAAACGCCCGAGUCUUUACUGCGUAGUGCACUCCAAGGCAAAGGAUACACCAAGGGAGCUGCCGUUCAGUUGCAGAAUGGCAUAACUGUAAUACCCGCCGGUCAGAUCAAGGAAGAAGAGUUACGAAGAGUUCUGUACGCCGGUGAAGCGGAAACACUAGCCUAUGCUGAUUCUACCCUAGCAAAUCCGCUCUUCGAUGAAUCCGCUAUGCACUCACCCAGCUCAAAUAACCCACAACAUCAAGCCCAUCCGGCAGCGGUAGGCGAUCUCGGUACAGGUGUAGUCGUUGACGAUAUGUUUCUUACCCUCGACUCGGCCUUCACCGAGGACUACGAAAAGCUGAAACGAAUUGCUAGUGAAGUUCAGCAGUUCUGUACAGACAACAAUAACUACACCGAAAUUAUCGUUGAAACCGCUGCCAUCAACCAACAUCAGAAUCCUAGCCUUAUCAGCAAUAACGGUAACAGCAAUCUAGUGAUAUCGAGCGUCCACAGCGCGAACCUUCAUGCAAUAUCGACGAGCACCUCGUCGGAUGUGGUAACGACCACCUCCACGGCGAAGGUUAAAGCGCCUCGGUCAUCCAAGAAGUACAAGCGAUCUCUCAACAAUAGUGCAAACACCACCUCGAUCAGCAGUAGCAGUAGCAGAACUAACAAUAACAACAACAGUAGCAUGAGCAACCUCAACACCACACCUGCUUCCAUUAUGAGCACGACGAAUCACAACAACAACAACAAUCCAAGCCCGACACACUGUAACGGUCAAAGGAAGGAACGCUCGCUGCACUACUGCUCCAUCUGCUCCAAAGGCUUCAAGGACAAAUACUCCGUCAAUGUUCACAUCCGGACGCACACGGGCGAGAAACCUUUCGCCUGUUCGCUCUGCGGUAAGAGCUUCCGUCAGAAGGCUCAUCUAGCCAAACACUACCAAACCCAUAUGGCACAGAAGAAUCCCUCCGGAAGUGUCAAAGGUGGCAAGCAGAACCGUGCCGCUACGGAUCAAGCAACAGUUCAAACGGUGACAGCUGCUGCCACGGCGACUACCGUUCAUCAACAGCAACAACCUCCGCAGUUAGCGACGACGGGUCCACCCCUGGGUGGUCCCUCACAAACCGUCACAGCGACACCGAUCCUACUCAACACUGCCACCAUCGUCGCAAGCCGGUAAUAUCCUAAAACUCAAAACUGCUAGCUAGAUAUAGCCGAAGCUAUCGUCUUCAAACCCUAGAUCGUUAAGUUAACUACCGCUACACUGGAUCGUUAGGACAUUGCAUAUAUAGAAUUUAUUUGACACAUACUUUCUUUCAAACACUUGUAGACUACAGACAAACAACAGCAACCACCCGAGUGCUACGAUCGAUUGAACUCACGAUUUAGCCAAACCGUCAAUUUCAAGCAGGGUUGUACACAUUUGUCAUUUGUUAUUUCUUCUGCUUCCGCAGAUUUUCCACGAAAAAAAAUCAAUCUGUCCAAUUUCUGUCUACAACUAGAACCGAAUGAAAAGUGAAGCUGAUCAACAAAAAUUGACGUUCCUAUUUUAUUGUAUUUACCCAGACGCGUCGCGCAAAACUCCCUAAGAUUGUUAGUCCGUGUGAUAGAGAAAGCGAACGAACGAACGAGCUAAAAAAAAGGAAACCGAAAAAGACCAACGUGGAAAUCCUCUUCUAAACAAUUAAUUGUGGUGUUGAAUAAAAGAUAGAUUUUGUAAAAAUGUCACCAACCACGUAGUGACUCGUGGAUGAAACCCGCUUGUAGAACAGCUACGCAAACAAGUGAAAAUUUCUACUGUGAUGUUUUUCCUUCGUAUUUUGUGUUUUAGUGGCGAAAAUGAGAAAUGGAAGUUGCUAGGCUAAAAGUUAUACUCUAUAUUUAUACCUAAAGUUAAAGACAUUUACAAAACGAAACAAAAAACGACUUACGUUAAGUUUGAGGUUAAGAAACAGCUUCUGUCCAUUCUUGCCAUUUUUUAUGCUAGAAAACGUGAAACGUCAAGUAAAUAGUACUUUAUAAAAACGAAUAACGACUCUGCUGCUCUACUGUUCAAUACCUAUUUUAUGCUAUGUUGUAGCUGUUAAGUGUAAACAUUUUUUUGUAAAUAAGUUUGUUCCCAACUCAAAACAAAUCUUAAUCGUGCGAUUAAAUCUCCACGCUGUUUAUUACUGUAAUCGGUUAGUGUAGGCAAAAGAGUAAGGCUCAACAAAACUAAACAGCAGAGAGGCCCUAUUUCUGUCUAAUUAGUUAAACUGUUGAUUGUUUAGAAAUUUUUAUUGAUCUUUUUUGUUUUUGUUUACCAAAAGUCACACACGGUUACCGGCUCUUAUAUGGCUUGUGCUAUUUUUAUUUUAUUUUCCUUUGAGAUUAUCCAAUGAGAUUACCUAUUGGCGUUUUUGUGAGUUAUUUUUUCUCUCUGAGUACCGAUAGAAAAAAUAAAGAAGAAUAGAAAAAAACUGGUUAGCCGUCAAGAAGCAAUAUAUAGAAGAUGAAAAAUGUGAUUCCGUUUGAACCGAAACCAGAUGAGAUUGUUGUUAUUUUUGUUUUGAAAAUCUAAAGAGAAAUUUGUUCGAACUUUUGAAUAUUAAUUGUUUGUGCUAGACAGUGAUUGACGAAACGACGAAAAGAAGAAAGAGAUAUUUCAUCUGUUAUAGUUGAAAUUUAUUUAAACUUGGUUACACUGUAAGUGAUAUCAUUUAGACAAAUAUAUAGUUAUAUUUUAUUACAGAAAAAGUAUAUUUUAAACUCGUUUUGUACGUGUUUAUUUUUUUUGCAACGCUAUGUUGAAUUGUUUAGAGAUAUUUUUACUUCCUUUGAUCUACAUUAACGGCAAGCAAUUGUAAUUGUAAAGGUUUUCAUCCGCAAGUAUGCAUAGUAAAAUAUUUGUAGUAAGCAUAUCGCCCUGUAAACAUCCUCUACAUUUCUAGUUUAAUAAUGUCAAACGUCGGAAAAAUCAUCAAUAAAACUGUUUGAACCAUCGGACAAUUCAAA
Topomyia yanbarensis is the source of this 6131-nucleotide messenger RNA. Its product is annotated as zinc finger protein sens. Bases 2158 to 4317 code for a protein of 719 amino acids. Gene Ontology annotation, molecular function: RNA polymerase II cis-regulatory region sequence-specific DNA binding; DNA-binding transcription factor activity. The transcript has 6 exons. Gene Ontology annotation, biological process: regulation of transcription by RNA polymerase II. The record is from RefSeq and is a predicted model, not a curated record. Lineage: Eukaryota; Metazoa; Arthropoda; Insecta; Diptera; Culicidae.